Aspergillus sclerotioniger CBS 115572 is the source of this 2150-nucleotide messenger RNA. Its product is annotated as putative MFS peptide transporter. The transcript is spliced from 6 exons. Gene Ontology annotation, cellular component: membrane. The coding region runs from base 225 to 2111 and encodes 628 amino acids. NCBI's taxonomy places the organism in Eukaryota, Fungi, Ascomycota, Eurotiomycetes, Eurotiales, Aspergillaceae. Gene Ontology annotation, biological process: transmembrane transport; oligopeptide transport. The record is from RefSeq and is a predicted model, not a curated record. Gene Ontology annotation, molecular function: dipeptide transmembrane transporter activity.
GGUGUCACCAGCGUCUCUCGGAGGUGGUCUGGUUUCCAACCGAUAGGCUCCUUGUCAAUGUGCCUUCCAUGAUUGGAGGUGGGACGAACGAGAGAUAGGCACUUAUUCACUGCACGACAUUUGCCCCCCGUCCGUCUUAAAAACCACCUACUGCCAACUUCCCCUCCGUGUCAGGUCCCGUUUUCCCCUCCCACCUCCGUUGAACCUUCUUCGUGGCUGGCACAAUGAACUCCUCAGAUCCCGCUGAAGUGGCAGAGAUUGCAAAAUCUGCAGUCUUUACCCACGAUGCUCAUCUCGACGAGAAAAAGGAUCGUAUCUCAGCUGAACUGCGACAGACCAGCUCGCCUGAGAUAGAGGAGAUUCGCGCGAUCCCCGAAAAAGGCGCUGCGGGCUCGUCUGUCCCCUAUGAAGACGACGCAUCCUUACAAAAGACCUUUCCUACCUACGAUGAAUUGAAGACUCUCCGUCGAGUGGCAGGACAGAUACCUUGGACGGCCUACACAGUGGCCUUUGUGGAGUUGUGCGAACGGUUCUCCUACUACGGAACCACCGCCGUUUUCGUCAAUUUCAUCCAGCGUCCUCUUCCCGCGGGCUCCUCUGCCGGUGCGACUCAUGGUCGCGAAGACUUGGUUCCUGGUGCCCUGGGCAUGGGUCAGCAAGCGUCUACCGGCUUGACUUUGUUCAACUCUUUCUGGUCGUAUAUCAUGCCCCUCAUGGGUGCGUACAUGGCCGACCAGUACUGGGGACGCUUUCGCACGAUCAUGUUCUCCAUCGCAGCCGCCCUGGUCGGACAUACAAUCCUCGUCAUAUCCGCCAUCCCACCGGUCAUCAAGAAUCCACACGGGGCGAUUGGAUGCUUCUCAAUUGGCCUAAUAAUCAUGGGAAUAGGAACGGGUGGUUUCAAAUCGAAUAUCUCCCCACUGAUCGCAGAGCAAUACCGAGAGGAAAGGCCAUUUAUCAAGACCCUCGCUUCCGGAGAGCGCGUCAUCGUCGACCCUGCCGCUACUGUGGCGCGCAUCUAUCUCUAUUUCUACCUGAUGAUCAACAUUGGCUCCAUCCUCGGACAGGUCAGUAUGGUGUACGCGGAGCGAUACGUGGGCUUCUGGCUCUCCUAUCUCCUGCCGACUAUCAUGUUCACCUUCUGCCCUACUGUCUUGUUCUUCUGCCGGAAUAAAUACUACCUGGUCAAGCCUACCGGGUCCGUGUACCUGCAAGCCUUUCGCCUGUGGAAGCUAGCCAUGCAGGGGCGCUGGUCUCUAAACCCUGUUCGGCUAUUCAAAAGCAACCCCACCCCAUUCUGGGACCAUGUCAAGCCCAGCGCACUAGGAUCAAAUCGUCCACUGUGGAUGACAUUCGAUGACGAAUGGGUAGACGAGGUUGCUCGUGGCCUCAAAGCCUGCAAAGUCUUCUUAUGGUAUCCUCUAUACUGGCUCGCCUACAACCAAAUGCUCAACAACCUAACCUCCCAAGCGGCGACCAUGAAACUCGGCGGUGUCCCCAACGACAUCAUCAACAAUCUCAACCCCCUCUCCCUCAUCAUCUUCAUCCCCAUCAUGGACCAACUCGUCUACCCCUUCCUCCGCAAGAUCGGCUUCAACUUCACUCCCCUGAAGCGUAUCGCCGUCGGCUUCUUCACCGCCGGUCUCUCCAUGAUCGCCGCCACCGUAACCCAGUACUACGUCUACGAGAGAGGCGAUUGCGGCAAACAAGCCAACUACUGUCUGGAUGAAUUCAACUCCCAUUCCCCAAUCUCCGUCUGGGUCCAAGCCCUCGUCUACAUCCUGGGCGGUCUCUCCGAGAUCUUCGCAUCCGUGACCUCCCUCGAGUACGCCUACACCAAGGCCCCGCGCAACAUGCGAUCCCUAGUCCAAGCCGUCGCUCUCUUCAUGAAUGCCUUUUCCUCUGCCAUCGGACAAGCCUUUGUUGGUUUAUCCAACGACCCACUCUUAGUCUGGAACUACGCCGUUGUCGCCAUCCUAGCCUUCAUCGGAGGAAUUGGCUUCUGGCUAACAAACUAUAAACUCGAUCGCCAGGAAGACGAGUUGAACAAUCUUCCCCAGAGCCACUAUGAGGGCCGCUCUGAGAAUCACGUCGAUGAGGAACACAAGUAAAAUAGCCAGGGAGAGAGAGAGGGGGGUGGGGGGGGGGGG